GACUAAUGGCAAAGAAGUAAACCAGCAUGGCAGCUAUGGUCCCACCUGUGAAGCUGAAGUGGCUUGAACACCUAAACAGCUCAUGGAUCACAGAAGACAGUGAAUCUAUUGCAACAAGGGAGGGAGUCUCUGUCUUGUAUGCUAAGUUAGUUAGCAAUAAAGAAGUAGUGCCAUUGCCCCAGCAGGUUCUGUGCCUCAAGGGACCUCAGUUACCAGAUUUUGAGCGGGAAUCUCUAUCUAGUGAUGAGCAGGACCACUACUUGGAUGCCCUUCUUAGCAGCCAGCUGGCACUGGCAAAGAUGGUGUGCUCAGACUCUCCGUUCGCUGGAGCUCUGCGAAAGCGUCUCCUCGUGCUGCAGCGAGUCUUCUAUGCACUUUCUAACAAGUACCACGACAAGGGGAAGGUGAAGCAGCAGCAGCACUCACCAGAAAGCAGCUCUGGCUCCACAGACGUGCACUCUGUCAGCGAGCGCCCCAGGUCGAGCACCGACGCGCUGAUAGAAAUGGGAGUUCGGACUGGGCUGAGCUUGUUAUUUGCACUGCUGAGACAAAGCUGGAUGAUGCCUGUGGCAGGACCUGGCCUCAACCUCUGCAAUGAUGUUAUCCAUACUGCAAUAGAAGUUGUGAGCUCUUUACCACCUUUAUCUCUAGCAAAUGAAAGCAAGAUUCCACCUAUGGGUUUGGACUGUUUGUCACAAGUAACAACUUUUCUUAAAGGAGUAACGAUUCCAAACUCUGGGGCAGAUACUCUAGGUCGUAGAUUAGCUUCUGAGUUGCUUCUUGGUUUGGCUGCCCAACGAGGUGCCUUGAGAUACCUUCUUGAAUGGAUAGAAAUGGCUUUAGGUGCUUCAGCUGUGGUAAACACCAUGGAGAAAACCAAGUUACUGCAAAGUCCAGAAGGGAUGAUCAGCUUUGAUUGCUUUAUGAGCAUAUUGACCCAGAUGCGACGAUCUCUGGGAUCAUCUGCUGACCGAAGUCAAUGGAGAGAGCCAACCAGAACAUCAGAUGGCUUGUGUUCUCUGUAUGAGGCAGCUCUGUGUUUAUUUGAAGAGGUUUGUCGAAUGGCCUCAGACUAUUCCAGGACAUGUGCCAGCCCUGACAGCAUUCAGACAGGUGAUGCUCCCAUUGUGUCAGAGACCUGUGAGGUGUAUGUGUGGGGCAGUAACAGCAGCCACCAGCUGGUGGAAGGAACUCAAGAGAAAAUACUUCAACCCAAGCUUGCUCCAAGCUUUUCUGAUGCACAGACGAUUGAAGCUGGACAAUAUUGUACAUUUGUCAUUUCUACGGAUGGUUCUGUUAGAGCCUGUGGAAAAGGCAGCUAUGGGAGACUGGGACUGGGAGACUCCAACAAUCAGUCCACCUUGAAAAAAUUGACUUUUGAGCCUCACAGGUCUAUUAAAAAGGUGUCAUCUUCAAAAGGAUCUGAUGGUCACACUUUAGCAUUUACAACAGAAGGGGAAGUCUUCAGCUGGGGUGAUGGUGACUACGGAAAACUGGGACAUGGAAAUAGUUCAACUCAGAAAUAUCCCAAACUUAUUCAGGGUCCCCUGCAAGGGAAGGUGGUGGUGUGUGUAUCAGCAGGCUACAGACACAGUGCUGCUGUUACAGAGGAUGGAGAGCUGUACACGUGGGGAGAAGGAGACUUUGGAAGAUUGGGUCACGGUGACAGCAACAGCCGCAACAUUCCAACUUUAGUAAAAGAUAUCAGCAAUGUAGGAGAGGUCUCCUGUGGCAGCUCACACACCAUAGCUCUGUCCAAAGAUGGGAGAACAGUGUGGUCCUUUGGAGGAGGAGACAAUGGCAAACUUGGUCAUGGUGAUACAAAUAGAGUAUAUAAACCUAAAGUUAUAGAAGCCUUGCAGGGAAUGUUUAUUCGAAAAGUUUGUGCUGGCAGUCAGUCUUCCCUUGCCUUGACAUCAACAGGGCAGGUUUACGCGUGGGGCUGCGGGGCCUGCCUUGGCUGUGGCUCCUCAGAGGCGACUGCUCUCAGACCCAAGCUCAUUGAGGAGCUGGCAGCUACCAGGAUAGUUGACAUUUCCAUUGGUGACAGUCACUGCUUGGCACUUUCUCAUGAUAAUGAAGUUUAUGCUUGGGGUAACAAUUCAAUGGGACAAUGUGGACAGGGAAACUCUACUGGCCCCAUUACUAAACCAAAGAAAGUCAGUGGUUUAGAUGGAGUUGCAAUUCAACAGAUCUCGGCGGGAACAUCCCAUAGCCUUGCCUGGACAGCUCUUCCAAGGGACAGGCAAGUUGUGGCAUGGCACAGACCCUAUUGUGUUGACCUUGAAGAAAGCACCUUUUCACAUCUUCGUUCUUUUCUUGAGCACUACUGUGACAAAAUUAACAGUGAAAUUCCUCCUCUUCCUUUUCCUUCAUCAAGGGAACAUCACAAUUUUCUUAAGUUGUGUUUGAAGCUGCUUUCCAAUCACCUUGCACUUGCACUGGCUGGAGGUGUAGCCACCAGCAUUCUUGGCCGCCAGGCUGGUCCUCUUCGAAACCUCUUGUUCAGGCUGAUGGACUCUUCUGUCCCUGAUGAAAUUCAAGAAGUUGUAAUUGAGACACUGUCAGUUGGAGCAACUAUGCUGCUUCCUCCAUUGCGAGAGAGAAUGGAAUUGCUACAUUCUCUUCUACCCCAAGGUCCUGAUAGAUGGGAAAGCUUAUCAAAAGGACAGAGAAUGCAGUUGGACAUCAUUCUGACCAGCCUGCAGGAUCACACCCACGUAGCCUCCCUGCUUGGCUACAGCUCCCCAUCUGAUAGCACAGAAACUGCCUCGAUGUGUAUCAGCUAUGGGAACCUCUCUGAUCAAACAUAUGCUGUCCAGAGCAGUCAUCCAGACACUCAUCUAGCUGAAAUCUUAAUGAAGACUCUUCUUAGAAACUUGGGAUUUUAUACAGACCAAGCCUUUGGAGAACUGGAAAAAAACAGUGAUAAAUUUCUGCUAGGUACAUCAUCCUCAGAAAACAGCCAACCUGCUCACUUGCAUGAGCUUUUAUGUUCCCUACAGAAACAAUUGCUGGCUUAUUGCCACAUCAACAGUGUUACUGAGAAUUCCAGCAGUGUGGCGUUGCUUCACAAGCACCUUCAGCUUUUGUUGCCUCACGCUACAGAUAUCUAUUCCCGUUCUGCAACACUGCUCAAGGAAAGCUCUUGGAAUGGCAGUGUUGGGGAAAAACUGAGAGAUGUGAUUUAUGUAUCAGCUGCUGGCAGUAUGCUCUCCCAGAUUGUCAACUCUCUGUUGCUGCUGCCAGUGUCAGUAGCCCGGCCUUUGCUGAGUUACCUGCUGGAUCUGCUGCCCCCUUUGGAUCGUCUCAACAGGCUCUUGCCUGCUGCAGCCCUUCUGGAGGAUCAGGAAUUACAGUGGCCUCUUCAUGGUGGCCCUGAGCUGAUCGAGCCUGCGGGCGUGCCCCUGCCGCAGCCCGCCCAGUCCUGGGUGUGGCUGGUGGACCUGGAGAGGACGGUGGCGCUGCUGAUCGGGCGCUGCCUGGGGGGGAUGCUGCAGGGCCCCCCGGUGUCCCCUGAGGAGCAGGACACGGCCUACUGGCUCAAAACGCCGCUGUUCAGCGACGGAGCAGAGAUGGAUAUUCCUCACCUAGAUAAAUGCAUGAGCUCCUUGUUAGAAGUGGCUCUGUCUGGCAAUGAGGAGCAGAAGCCCUUUGAUUACAAGCUGAGGCCGGAGAUCGCAGUCUAUGUUGAUUUGGCCUUGGGCUGUACCAAAGAGCCGGCCAGGAGCCUGUGGAUCAGCAUGCAGGACUAUGCUGUCAGUAAAGAUUGGGAUACUGCAACUUUAAGUAAUGAAUCCCUCCUAGACACUGUGUCCAGAUUUGUCCUUGCAGCUCUUCUGAAACACACGAGUUUACUUAGUCAAGCUUGUGGUGAGAGCAGGUACCAGCCUGGAAAGGCUUUGGCAGAAGUUUACCGCUGUGUGUAUAAAGUUCGGAGUCGCUUGCUUGCCUGCAAGAACAUGGAGCUGAUUCAGACCAGGUCAUCCUCCAGAGACAGAUGGAUGCUAGAUAACCAGGAAUCUGCUGAUGUUGAUACUCAAGAACAUUCUUUUACUCGUACAAUUGAUGAAGAAGCAGAAAUGGAGGAGCAGGCAGAACGUGACAGGGAGGAAGGACACCCAGAGCAAGAAGACGAAGAGGAGGAAAGAGAACAUGAAGUUAUGACAGCUGGGAAAAUAUUUCAGUGUUUCCUGUCGGCCCGUGAGGUCGCUCGCAGUCGGGACCACGACAGGAUGGGCACGGGCGCGGGGCCCAGAGCUGAUGAUCCACCCGCCCAAUCCCAGCAGGAGCGGAGGAUCAGCACGGAUCUGACAGAAGGGCAGGAUGUGUACACUGCUGCCUGCAACUCUGUGAUCCACAGAUGUGCCUUGCUGAUCCUGGGCGUGAGCCCUGCCAUCGAGGAGCUGCAGAAGCGAAGGGAGGAUGGGCAGCUCCAGCAGCCGCCCUCUGCUGCUCCAGAGGGCGUCGGCCUCAUGACCAGGAGUGAAAGUCUUACAGCAGAAAGCCGCUCAAUCCAUGCAAACUCAAGCUACAGGCUGAUGAAGUCAAGAAGUGAAUCUGAUUUGUCUCAGCCAGAAUCAGAUGAGGAAGGUUAUUCACUGAGUGGAAGACGAAAUGUUGAUUUGGAUUUGGCAGCAUCUCAUAGGAAGAGAGGAGCAAUACACAGCCAAAUGGAAUCUCUGAGUGACUCUUGGGUUCGACUGAAACACAGCAGAGAUUGGUUGUACACAUCCUCCUACUCAUUUGUUGAGUCCGAUUUUGACCUCUCAAGAUCCCUUGGAGUUCAUACCUUGAUUGAAAACGCUGUCAGUUUUGUAAGUGGAGAUGUGGGAAACUCCCCAGGAUUUAAGGAACCAGAGGAAAGUAUGUCCACCAGUCCACAAGCAUCAGUAAUUGCAAUGGAGCAGCAGCAGUUGAGGGCUGAGCUUCGUCUGGAAGCACUUCAUCAGAUUUUGGUGCUUCUGUCAGGAAUGGAGGAGAAAGGCUGUGUGCCAUUAAUGGGAAGCCGCCAGGUGCCAGGAUUUCAGUCUUCUUCUCUGCUUACUUCUGUGAGACUCCAGUUUCUUGCUGGCUGCUUUGGUCUGGGCACUGUAGGACAUGCAGGGGCCAAAGGAGAGAGUGUAAGAUUGCAUCACUACCAGGAUGGUAUCAGAGCAGCCAAGAGGAGUAUUCAGAUUGAAAUCCAGGUGGCUGUGCACAAAAUUUACCAGCAAUUAUCUGCUACUUUAGAAAGAGCUCUGCAAGCUAAUAAGCAUCACAUAGAAGCACAGCAGCGUCUUCUGUUGGUGACAGUGUUUGCUCUCAGCGUGCACUAUCAGCCUGUGGAUGUGUCCUUGGCCAUUUCCACGGGGCUGUUAAAUGUGCUGUCCCAGCUGUGUGGCACAGACACCAUGUUGGGGCAGCCCCUGCAGCUGCUGCCCAAAACUGGGAUUUCUCAGCUCAGCACAGCUUUGAAAGUAGCCAGCACAAGACUGCUGCAGAUCUUGGCUAUCACCACAGGAACCUAUGCAGAUAAACUGAGCCCAAAGGUGGUGCAGUCCUUGCUGGAUUUAUUGUGCAGCCAGCUGAAGAACUUGCUGUCACAAGCUGGUGUGAUGCUGAUGGCUUCCUUUGGAGAAGGGGAAGGUGAGGAAGGCGAAGUGGAAUCAAAAAAGGCAGAUUCAAAUGGGGAUAAUGAGAAGAGAGACUUCAGAGCUGCCCUCCGAAAGCAGCAUGCAGCAGAAUUGCACCUGGGAGACUUCCUUGUUUUCCUGCGUAGAGUUGUGUCUUCAAAAGCAAUUCAGUCCAAGAUGGCAUCUCCAAAGUGGACAGAAGUCCUUCUUAACAUUGCUUCCCAGAAGUGUUGCUCAGGAGUUCCCUUGGUUGGCAAUUUGAGGACCAGACUGCUUGCACUUCAUGUACUGGAAGCUGUGUUACCUGCAUGUGAAUCUGGCGUUGAAGAUGAUCAGAUGGCUCAGGUUGUUGAGCGGUUGUUCUCACUUCUGUCUGACUGCAUGUGGGAGAGUCCAAUAGCCCAGGCCAAACAUGCAAUUCAAAUAAAGGAGAAAGAGCAAGAAAUAAAGCUCCAGAAGCAAGGAGAAUCUGAGGAUGAAGAUGAGAAUCUUCCCAUCCAGGAAGUGUCCUUUGAUCCUGAGAAAGCUCAGUGCUGCAUAGUGGAGAAUGGGCAGAUUCUAACUCAUGGAAGUGGAGGCAAAGGAUAUGGCUUAGCUUCCACUGGAGUUACUUCUGGGUGUUACCAGUGGAAGUUCUACAUCGUGAAGGAGAACAGAGGCAAUGAAGGCACCUGUGUGGGGGUGUCUCGCUGGCCCGUGCACGACUUCAACCAUCGCACUACCUCAGACAUGUGGCUCUACAGAGCCUACAGUGGCAACCUGUACCACAAUGGAGAGCAGACUUUGACUCUGUCAAGCUUCACCCAAGGAGAUUUCAUUACAUGUGUGUUAGAUAUGGAAGCAAGAACUAUUUCCUUUGGUAAAAAUGGAGAGGAGCCAAAACUAGCUUUUGAAGAUGUGGAUGCAGCUGAGUUAUACCCUUGUGUUAUGUUCUAUAGCAGUAACCCAGGAGAGAAGGUGAAGAUCUGUGACAUGCAGAUGCGUGGGACACCAAGAGAUUUGCUGCCUGGGGAUCCCAUCUGCAGUCCUGUUGCUGCAGUGCUGGCAGAAGCCACCAUCCAGCUCAUUCGAAUCCUGCACCGCACAGACCGCUGGACACACUGCAUCAAUAAAAAAAUGAUGGAAAGAUUGAAUAAAAUCAAAACAUGUCUUAAGGAAGCAGGUCAAAAACUGAAGAAAAGUCGCUCUGUUCAAAGCCGAGAAGAGAACGAGGUGAGAGAGGAGAAGGAGAACAAAGAGGAGGAGAAAAGCAAGCACAGCCGCCAUGGGCUGGCAGAGCUGUCAGAGCUGCAGCUGAAGAUGCUCUGUGUGGAGGUGUGGCCUGUCCUGGCAGUGAUUGGAGGAGUGGAUGCUGGGCUCAGAGUUGGAGGCCGAUGUGUGCACAAGCAAACGGGCCGUCAUGCCACCCUGCUGGGAGUGGUGAAGGAGGGCAGUACCUCUGCCAAGGUCCAGUGGGAUGAAGCAGAGAUUACAAUCAGCUUCCCAACUUUUUGGUCGCCUAGUGAUACUCCGUUGUAUAAUCUGGAGCCCUGUGAGCCACUGCCUUUUGAUGUUGCAAGAUUUCGUGGGCUGACAGCUACUGUGUUACUGGACCUUACCUAUCUGACUGGCAUUCAUGAAGAUACGGGAAAGCAAAGCACCAAGAGACACGAGAAAAAACACAGACAUGAAUCUGAAGAUAAAGGGGAAAUGGACCAGAAAAUGGAGGGUGACACUGGAUCAGAUACACGAUUAGGCCAAAGUGCUGAUGAUAACAAAGGACACGGUGCUACAACCUCUAAGUCGGAAAAUGAAAUUGUUUCCUUUUCUCUAGAACCAUCAACACUAGGUAUGGAAUCCCAACACCAGCCUGCUGAAGGAAGAAAAAAGAAUCACGAGCACACCCCACGAAGUCACGAUAUAGUGCAGUCAGAAAUCCGAGCUGUACAGCUGUCUUACCUUUAUCUUGGUGCUAUGAAGUCCCUUAGUGUUCUUCUCAGUUGUAGUAAGUAUGCUGAGCUGCUGUUGAUCCCCAAAGUGCUGGCGGAGAACGGGCACAACUCGGACUGCGCGGGGUCGCCGGUGGUGCACGAGGACGUGGAGCUGCGCGCGGCGCUGCAGUUCCUGAUGCGGCACAUGGUGAAACGCGCCGUCAUGCGCUCGCCCAUCAAGAGAGCGCUGGGGCUGGCCGACCUGGAGCGGGCACAGGCCAUGAUCUACAAACUGGUGGUUCAUGGGCUGCUGGAGGACCAGUUUGGUGGCAGACUUAAACAAGAAGUGGAGCAACAAGUAGAAGAAGGUGAUCAGUCUCAGCAAGCCCAAACACCAGUUACAACCAGCCCUUCUGCUUCUAGCACAACAUCUUUCAUGAGCAGCUCUCUGGAGGAUACCACCACUGCUACUACUCCAGUGACUGAUACAGAAACAGUUCCAGCAUCAGAAUCACCUGGUGUUAUGCCUCUCAGUCUGCUGAGGCAAAUGUUCUCCAGUUAUCCUACCACAACUGUACUUCCAGCACGACGUGCUCAGACUCCUCCAAUAUCUUCUUUACCAACAUCUCCUUCAGAUGAAGUUGGAAGGAGACAAAGUUUGACCUCUCCAGACUCCCAGUCUGCAAGGCCUGCCAAUCGCACAGCUUUGUCUGAUCCAAGCAGCCGACUUUCAACAUCCCCUCCUCCUCCUGCCAUUGCUGUUCCCUUGCUGGAAAUGGGGUUCUCCCUCAGGCAGAUUGCAAAAGCUAUGGAAGCUACAGGUGCCAGAGGAGAAGCAGAUGCACAGAACAUCACAGUGCUGGCCAUGUGGAUGAUUGAGCACCCUGGCAAUGAGGAUGAUGAAGAGCCUCAGUCAGAGGGGACUGCAGAGUCACGGCACGGAGCAGUCGUCUCUGGCAGCAGUGGGAAAUCUGGGGAUCAUUGCUAUUUGCAGUCUCCAGGGGAUAUCCCUUCUGCUGAUGCCCCUGAAUUGGAGGAGGGCUUUAGUGAGAGCCCUGAUAACCUGGAUCACGUGGAUAACGCGGCUGCAGCGAGCGGCCCUCCCUCUCGAAGUCGGUCAGCUGUCACACGGAGGCACAAAUUUGAUUUGGCUGCCCGAACGCUGCUGGCACGUGCUGCGGGAUUGUACCGCUCAGUGCAGGCCCACAGGAACCAGAGCCGCAGGGAAGGGAUCUCCUUGCAGCAAGAUCCAGGGGCACUCUAUGACUUCAACUUGGAUGAGGAGCUGGAGAUCGACCUUGAUGAUGAAGCAAUGGAAGCUAUGUUUGGGCAAGACCUGGCUAGUGAUAAUGAUAUUCUGGGAAUGUGGAUCCCAGAGGUACUGGAUUGGCCUACCUGGCACGUGUGUGAAUCUGAAGAUAGAGAAGAGGUGGUGGUUUGUGAGCUGUGUGAAUCCAGCGUGGUCAGCUUCAACCAGCACAUGAAGAGGAACCACCCUGGCUGCGGGCGCAGCGCCAACCGCCAGGGCUACCGCAGCAACGGCUCCUACGUGGACGGCUGGUUCGGCGGCGAGUGCGGCAGUGGCAACCCCUACUACCUGCUCUGUGGAAUCUGCAGAGAGAAAUACCUGGCCCUCAAGAGCAAAUCUAAAAUAUCAGCCUCUGAAAGGUACAAAGGCCAGGCACCUGAUCUAAUAGGUAAACAAGACAGUGUCUAUGAAGAAGACUGGGACAUGUUAGAUGUGGAUGAAGAUGAGAAGCUGACAGGAGAAGAGGAGUUUGAGCUGUUGGCUGGGCCCCUUGGGUUAAACGAUCGACGCAUUGUGCCCGAACCCGUUCAGUUCCCUGACAGUGACCCUCUGGGUGCUUCAGUUGCGAUGGUGACAGCCACCAACAGCAUGGAAGAAACACUGAUGCAGAUAGGCUGUCACGGCUCAAUAGAGAAAAGCUCUUCUGGCAGAAUAACCUUAGGAGAACAAGCAGCUGCCCUGGCCAAUCCCCAUGACCGCGUCAUGGCUCUCAGAAGAGUGACAGCUGCUGCCCAAGUGCUCCUGGCAAGAACAAUGGUUAUGAGAGCACUGUCACUUCUGUCUGUCAGUGGUUCCAGUUGCAGCCUGGCAGCUGGCCUGGAGUCCCUGGGGUUGACAGACAUCCGCACUCUGGUUCGUUUGAUGUGCCUGGCGGCAGCGGGGAGGGCAGGCCUGUCCACGAGCCCGUCCACGGUGUCCAGCUCCACGGAGAGAUCCAGGGGCAUCCACAGCAAAACCAGCAAGCCCAUCUCUUGCCUUGCCUACCUGAGCACUGCAGUUGGCUGCUUGGCAUCAAACACUCCCAGUGCUGCAAAGCUGCUGGUGCAGUUAUGUACACAGAAUUUGAUUUCUGCAGCAACUGGUGUGAACUUGACAACAGUCGAUGAUCCAAUUCAGAGAAAAUUUUUACCAAGUUUUUUAAGAGGAAUUGCUGAAGAAAACAAACUUGUCACAUCUCCAAAUUUUGUGGUUACUCAAGCACUAGUAGCAUUGUUGGCCGACAAAGGGGCCAAACUGAGGCCAAACUAUGAUAAAGCUGAAAUUGAAAAGAAAGGCCCUCUGGAGCUGGCGAACGCGCUGGCCGCGUGCUUAAAUGCUGUCAUGACAUGUGUUUGGUGCAAUAAAAAGGGACUUUUGGCAACAAGUGGGAAUGAUGGCACCAUCAGAGUGUGGAAUGUGACAAAGAAGCAAUAUUCACUGCAACAGACCUGUGUGCUCAACAAGCUAGAGGGUGACUCUGAAGAAGGUCUGGGGUCACCCAGUGACCUUAGUUUAUCUCUUGUCUGUUGGAGCAUCAGUGGCAAGUACCUGGCUGGAGCUACAGAAAAGAUGGUGAACAUCUGGCAAGUCAAUGGAGGAAAAGGCUUAUUGGAUCUUCAGUCUCACUGGGUAUCUGCUCUAGCCUGGCCAGAAGAAGGGCCAGCUGCAGCAUGGACAGGAGAUGCUCCAGAAUUGUUGUUAAUUGGGCGCAUGGAUGGCUCUCUGGCUCUUAUUGAAGUUGUGGAUAUUUCAGCCAUGCACAGGCUGGAACUGGAACACUGCUACAGAAAGGAUGUGUCUGUCACAUGCCUGGCCUGGUUCAGUGAAGACAGACCAUUUGCUGUUGGCUAUUCAGAUGGAAAAUUGCUCCUGGGAACAAAGGAACCGACUGAGAAAGGAGGAGUCGUUCUCAUUGAUGCACAUGAGGACACAGUUGUUAGUAUGAAGUGGGAUCCAACUGGAAAGAUUCUGCUGACCUGUGCCAAAGAGGAGACAGUGAAGCUCUGGGGGUGCCUGGGAGGCUGCUGGAGGCGCCUGCACUCCCUGUCCCACCCAGCCCUGGUCAACGGCAUUGCCUGGUGUGCCCUGCCAGGGAAAGGACCCAAGGCCCAGCUCCUGUUGGCUACGGGAUGCCACAAUGGUUUGGUGUGUGUCUGGACUGUUCCCCAGGACAUAAUAAUCACAUUGCAGUCCAGCUCAGCUUGCUCAGAGGGAUGGUGGGAACAAGAAACAAGUGCCAAGGAUGGGUACAGGAAGGCAGUGGAGGUGCAGUGUGUGUUCCAGCUGAGAGGACACAUCACUCCUGUCCGCACUGUUGCUUUCAGUCCUGAUGGGCUGGCCUUGGUCUCUGGGGGCCUUGGUGGCCUCAUGAAUAUCUGGUCUUUACGGGAUGGUUCAGUGUUGCAGAGUGUGGUGAUAGGGUCUGGAGCUAUCCAGACUGCUGUGUGGAUCCCUGAGGUUGGAGUUGCUGCCUGCUCUAACAGAUCAAAGGACGUGUUGGUGGUGAACUGCACCUCGGAGUGGAUCUCUUCCAACCACGUGCUGGCGACGUGCAGGACGGCGCUGAAGCAGCAGGGAGUUCUGGGCUUGAACAUGGCGCCGUGCAUGCGCGCCUUCCUGGAGCGCCUGCCCGUGAUGCUGCAGGAGCAGUACGCCUAUGAGAAGCCCCAUGUGGUGUGUGGGGACCAGCUGGUUCACAGCCCCUACAUGCAGUGCUUGGCAUCCCUGGCCGUGGGGCUGCACCUGGACCGGCUGCUCUGCAACCCCCCCGUGCCCCCUCACCACCAGAGCUGCCUCCCCGACCCCUCUGCCUGGAACCCCACCGAGUGGGCCUGGCUCGAGUGCUUCUCCACCACCAUAAAGGCUGCUGAAGCCCUGGCCAAGGGAGCUCAGUUCCCAGAGUCCUUCACUGUCCCAGACCUGGAGCCUGUUCCAGAGGAUGAGCUUACUCUCCUGAUGGAUAACAGUAAAUGGAUCAAUGGCAUGGAUGAACAGAUCAUGUCUUGGGCAACAUCAAGGCCAGAGGAUUGGCACUUGGGAGGCAAAUGUGACGUGUACCUGUGGGGAGCAGGGCGGCACGGGCAGCUGGCAGAGGCGGGCAGAAAUGUCAUGAUCCCAGUGGCAGCACCUUCAUUCUCCCAGGCCCAGCAGGUGGUUUGUGGUCAGAAUUGUACUUUUGUCAUCCAAGCCAAUGGCACAGUUUUGGCUUGUGGUGAAGGGAGCUAUGGGCGACUGGGACAAGGAAAUUCUGAUGAUCUUCAUGUGCUAACUGUCAUUUCAGCACUGCAAGGCUUUGUGGUGACACAGCUGGUGACCUCGUGUGGCUCUGAUGGACAUUCCAUGGCUCUGACAGAAAGUGGGGAGGUGUUCAGCUGGGGAGAUGGGGACUAUGGCAAGCUGGGCCACGGCAACAGCGACAGGCAGCGCCGGCCCCGGCAGAUCGAGGCUCUGCAGGGAGAAGAAGUCGUGCAGAUGUCAUGUGGCUUCAAGCACUCAGCUGUGGUGACAGCAGAUGGCAAACUUUUUACCUUUGGAAAUGGUGAUUAUGGUCGGUUGGGGCUUGGAAAUACUUCAAAUAAGAAACUUCCAGAAAGAGUGACGGCGCUGGAAGGUUACCAGAUUGGCCAGGUUGCCUGUGGCCUCAAUCACACUGUGGCCGUGUCAACGGAUGGCUCAAUGGUUUGGGCUUUUGGAGAUGGAGAUUAUGGUAAACUUGGUUUGGGAAAUUCUACUGCCAAGUCUUCACCACAGAAAGUGGAUAUUCUUUGUGGAAUUGGAAUAAAAAAAGUUGCCUGUGGAACUCAGUUCUCGGUUGCACUGACAAAAGAUGGUCACGUGUAUACUUUCGGCCAAGAUCGCCUGAUCGGGCUGCCCGAGGGCCGCGCCCGCAACCACAACCGGCCCCAGCAGGUGCCGCUGCUGGCCGGGGUCUUCAUCGAGGACAUCGCCGUGGGCGCCGAGCACACGCUGGCCCUGUCCUCCACGGGGGACGUCUACGCCUGGGGGAGCAACUCCGAGGGCCAGCUGGGGCUGGGCCACACCAACCACGUGCGGGAGCCCACGCUGGUGACGGUGCUGCAGGGCAAGAACGUGCGCUCCUCUUUCUCAAACAAGUGCUUGGUUUCUCUUUCUGUGGCAGGUGUUUCAGUGCCUUUGCAGCUUGGUUUACCUGAUGCCAUUCCACCCCAGUAUGGGGCACUGAAAGAAGUGAGCAUUCAUACAGUGAGAGCAAGGCUGAGACUGCUCUACCAUUUCUCUGACCUCAUGUACUCUUCAUGGCGAUUACUGAACCUCAGUCCCAAUAACCAGAACAGUACAUCUCAUUACAAUGCUGGAACGUGGGGGAUCGUGCAGGGACAGCUCCGGCCCCUGCUGGCUCCGCGGGUGUACACCCUGCCCAUGGUGCGCUCCAUCGGCAAAACCAUGGUGCAGGGCAAGAACUACGGGCCCCAGAUCACUGUGAAAAGGAUCUCCACCAGGGGUCGGAAGUGCAAGCCCAUUUUUGUCCAGAUCGCAAGGCAAGUGGUGAAGCUGAAUGCGUCAGACCUUCGCUUGCCCUCCCGUGCCUGGAAAGUGAAGCUGGUUGGAGAAGGAGCUGAUGAUGCAGGUGGAGUGUUUGAUGACACCAUUACAGAAAUGUGUCAGGAACUGGAAACUGGAAUAGUAGAGCUGCUUAUUCCUUCCCCAAAUGCUACAGCUGAAGUAGGCUACAAUAGGGAUAGAUUUCUCUUUAACCCUUCAGCAUGUUUAGAUGAACAUCUGAUGCAGUUUAAGUUCUUGGGCAUUCUCAUGGGUGUAGCUAUUCGUACAAAAAAGCCAUUAGAUCUUCAUUUGGCUCCAAUGGUCUGGAAGCAACUUUGUUGUAUCCCACUCAUCUUGGAGGAUUUGGAGGAGGUAGAUCUGCUCUAUGUGCAGACCCUCAACAGCAUUCUUCACAUUGAAGACAGUGGGAUUACUGAAGAAAAUUUCCAUGAGAUGAUUCCUUUAGAUUCUUUUGUUGGCCAAAGUGCUGAUGGUAAAAUGGUUCCCAUAAUCCCUGGAGGGAACAGUAUCCCACUUACCUUUUCAAACAGGAAAGAGUAUGUGGAGAGGGCAAUUGAGUACAGACUCCAUGAAAUGGAUCGACAGGUGGCUGCUGUCAGGGAAGGAAUGUCUUGGAUUGUUCCCGUUCCUUUGCUUUCACUUCUGACUGCCAAGCAGUUGGAGCAGAUGGUCUGUGGAAUGCCAGAAAUAUCAGUUGAGGUUCUGAAGAAGGUUGUGCGAUACAGAGAAGUUGAUGAGCAGCAUCAGCUGGUGCAGUGGUUCUGGCACACCCUGGAAGAAUUUUCAAAUGAGGAGAGAGUCCUUUUCAUGAGGUUUGUGUCAGGAAGAUCUCGACUGCCAGCCAACACAGCUGAUAUCUCUCAGCGAUUCCAAAUAAUGAAGGUUGAUAGGCCUUACGACAGCUUGCCUACCUCACAGACUUGUUUCUUUCAACUGAGGCUCCCACCCUACUCCAGUCAAGUUAUCAUGGCAGAGCGUUUGCGCUAUGCAAUCAAUAAUUGCAGGUCUAUAGACAUGGACAAUUACAUGCUCUCCCGGAAUGUGGACAAUGCAGAGGGCUCAGACACAGAUUAUUAACAUUCUGUGAACAAAAUCAUCUUCCUUUUACUACAAAUAGUGCCCUAAGUCCAAUUCAUCGUUGACAUAAUUUUACAGUAACCAUAGAUGUUUUAGGAGCAUAAAACCAGAUCUUAAUAGAUGGUGGCCACACUUUAGUUACUCUAAAUGUAACAAAAAAUUAGAUGUUUUUAUUUUUUUGUGAUUGUAAAAAAGGAAAAACAAAACAAAAAACUAUGAUCGGUAAGUUUUUUCUCCUUUUUUGGUCACUUUUGAUAAGUUUGCAUGGAGACAUUUUGGUGCAUUUUUGUUGGGAAUAGUACAUUUGUAAGCCCUCCCAGUGAACAUGAAGAGUUGUACAUUGUGUAUAAUUGUUCAUUAGCCAGAACAGUUUUACAUGAAUAUUCACAUAUUUAUUUUGUUUCAAUUUGAAUUGCCUGUGCAGGGUUCUUUCUGCAGAGAAAAAUAAAGCAAAUUCAAGACUCGGUUGCUUGUA
Zonotrichia albicollis (white-throated sparrow) is the source of this 14907-nucleotide messenger RNA. NCBI's taxonomy places the organism in Eukaryota, Metazoa, Chordata, Aves, Passeriformes, Passerellidae. The record is from RefSeq and is a predicted model, not a curated record.